Molecule: messenger RNA, 1287 nt
Organism: Fonsecaea nubica
Lineage: Eukaryota; Fungi; Ascomycota; Eurotiomycetes; Chaetothyriales; Herpotrichiellaceae
Exons: 1
Coding region: 1-1287 (428 amino acids)
Source: RefSeq, a predicted model, not a curated record
AUGGCCAUGACAGCGACUCAACGGCUCAGGAAUGCCGCAGACUGCGACCCGAAGUGCUUCCCCUACGUCAUGCAUACAGGUAGCGACACCACCACCGCGACGGGGAAACAAAGACAUCGCAGCCAGAAUCCCAACCACAGUCGGAAUCUCAGCCACAGCCAUAGUUACCACGGUGCCCCUCUUCAAUGGCAAGAGCCAUUCCCACGGCCGGCCACAGCUAACCCAACCCUCAAUCACAGUCAUGAACCUGCGCAUGCCGUUCGUCCUACUCGCUCAAGAAGCCGUCUGCAAAAGCGCCCUUCACAGCACAUGUUGAAGAAGUCUGCCAGUGUUUCUGCAAUGCCGCCAACUUCUCCCCACCCCCGGAGACCAUCGCUGGAUCCGAAAGAUGCAACAGUCUUGCCCCAACUGCCAGUUCAUGGAGUCCCCGGUCGGUCGUCCUCUCUCCGAAAGAAGUCACUUGGAACCACUGAUCGUCCCAAAUCGAAGAAGGGCCUCUCGGAUGAGCCAAAACCCACGGUCUCGACGACGACUCAUGCGCCCCUCUCUCUAAGACCCAAGUCCUCGCCAGGAGAGCAGAGUCCAAAGGCAGAUUCCGACAGCGAAAAAUCAUCCUCAGCUGGCUCUCCUGGCCCUCCCAAUCCCUUCCGGACGGCACGCUAUCAACCUCUGGCCCCCAACGACCCCUCCCCACUAAAUCCCCUGUACCACAUUCCCAGCUCAUACUUUUCGCACGUCCACCCGACCGACACGACGCAACGCACGACGUCCCCCAAACCCAACGCUGACGCCGAGAAGAACGAUCAUCCACUUCUCCCGCCCGGGUUCAAGCCGGGGAAAAGUGAGCAUACCGAGGUUGAAGAGAUUCUCCGACCGGCGGUAACACACGAAGUCGUCAAACAGGACACAAAGGAGAUAGUGCAAGAAGAAAUCACCCGCGAAAUCCACGUGCACCACUACUACACCUACACGCAACCCAUCAAAGCAGUCGAGAUCCUCCCGGCCCGACAUUUCCUGGUCGACUCAGAAACGGGGGAGAAGGUCGAGAUCCCGGCACCUGAAGGAUGGGUCAUGCCCAGCAGCCUGCAGCCCUACAAGCCAGAUCUGAGUGGCAUCAGCGCGGUAACCCGGCAUUACCUGGUCGACGACGAGCAUCCCGCUGGUACGCCGGAGCCGGAGCCAGUUCCACCACUAAAUGCCAAAAAGAGGGCGUCACAGCAGGAUUUGAGGACCAGCAAGAAAGCCAGCGGUACGGGCAACUGGACGCCUUUUCCGAGAGUGAGAUGA